AUGGCGUUGCUGUCGAUUGCUUCACUGAUUUCUUUCUUCUCAGAAGAAAAGAAGUCUAUCAGAAAAGGAGAAAACCACUACCAAUCGGAUCAUGUGGAGUCACUUUCGUAUCAACAAGCUGUUUUACGUGGGGAAGUGCAUGCAAGCAUGAAAAAGAAGGUCUAUAAAGUCACGGUGAGUUAACUCAAGCUAAGCUAACAUCUUCUAUUAAAAGCACUCAACAGAGCUCAAGAUUUAAUCCGAUUUACAGUUCUGUUUUAGGUAGUUUUGUUUGGUUCUUUCACUUCUUUGAACGAUUAGAGAUGGUAAAGGCGAUCUUAGCCGCCUAAUUCCAACUUACCAUAUUUUUAAACGUAACGGCUACCAAACAAAAAUUUUUGUAGUGAUUUGUUUACUUCAUAGCGUGGUUUUAACGCAGCACAUUGUUGUUAUCAUUUGGGACCACCUGAAUCCAAUUUGUUGGUGUGAUGUUAUUUUGUUGUUUUCUUUUCCUAGAUUUACUUGCAUGAGCAACACGAAAUUAAGUCGACUGGGUGUGAAUACCCAAGAGGAGCAUUUAAGUGUAGCCAUGCAGCUGCACUCUUUAUACACGGCAUCCAUAAUCUAAGCAGAACUGACGUUGAGUGUCAGUGGAGGAAAAGGAAGUUGAACACAUCACUCUCAGCUCAAGCUGUGGCAGAAAUGUUCCCUUCACCUAAGAAGUACACUGCCUUGGGAAGAAAGCCAGUACAGGUUGACAGAGCACAGCUGUAUGAAGACCUUAAACAAUAAGGAAGGUUUACAAGCCUUUGCUGGCUGCUCAGCCCAGAACCACCUGCUUUUAAUGAACUACCAAUUCCAACAAUAGAGGAUAUAAUAUUUUCAGAAGAGUUUCUCCAAACCAGAGGGCUUCAACAACAACUGGACUGUUUAGCUCAACAAUUCAGAAUACUUGAAGAAGAUAUAUUGAAAAUCAGUAGGAUCACUGUUGGCCAGCAUGACAAUCCUGCCUGGCAUUUGGCAAGGAGGGGCCGUCUUACUGCCAGCAACUUUGGUAGUGUUCUGAAAGCCAAACGAGUUACUCCCUCACUUCUGAAAGGCCUUCUUGGAGAAUGUGACCUCUCAAGAGUGAAAGCAGUACAAUGGGGAGUUAACAAUGAAGAGGAAGCUAUCAAGGCCUUCACCUUGAAGACAGGGAAAACAGUUAAAGAAACUGGAAUCUGGUUUCAUUCCUCUGAUAUCCUUGGUGCUUCCCCUGAUCGGAUUGUUGACCAUGAAACUGCUCUUGAGGCCAAGUGCCCGUACACUGAAAGAAACCUAAUCAUAGAUCAGGCUGUACAAUCUUCAGCAACAUUUUGCCUCGAUAAAUCUGACAGUGGAGUAGGCUAAUUCAUAAGAUACCAAAUAGUUUUGGGGAUAAUGAUGUACUUUCUAAGGUUGGCUGGAUGCCUUUAGAGUAUUUUUUAUAAGCUACGUAUCUUAACUAUUACAUAUAAUGCUUAUUAUAAUUUAGGGUUGCAGGGAAAUUAAUUGUUUGGUGACCAAGAACUCUAACAGUUAUAACCUAAGGAAAUCCCUGAAUGUUGUACUUAAUAGGCCCAAAACCGAAUUGGGUCGUAGGUCCUUUGCUCAUAGAUCUGCAGUAGCAUGGAAUGCACUUCCCGAUAAUGUUAAAGAUUCUCCAAAUUUAUCUAUUUUUAAAUAUAACUUAAAACAAUCCAAGCAAACUGUUAUGAAUAUUAAUUUUGAAAAGGGAGGUAAUGUUAUACAAAACAUGAAACCAAAUUUUCACUAUUACUAAAACUUUAUGGUUUACUUGAUUUAUUCAACUUAUAAAUUUUAUCAUAUCUGUAUUUUAUAUAAUUAUAGACUAAUUAGUUUAGGCAGGUCCACAUCAGCUGUAAAGUUGCGCAAAUUUUAACCUGCGUUAUCAAAUAAAGUUAUGUAUGUAUGUAUGUAUGUAUCUUGCAGCUUCUAUCUUAUAAAAAUUUCUAAUUAAGAAGACAGUUCUCUAUCUGCCUGUUUUAACACUGCAGGGUGACCAUUAAGUAUCAACAACCACACCAAAAGCUCUCACAACUGAUUUCCGUCAUUGAGUCAAAUGUUGGCUCGUGGCUUCUAGGGAACCGAUUUUGAAGUUGGAGUACAAGAAAAAGGAGUCUAAAAAUCAGUAAGAUUUAUAUAAGUUUAAUCAGUUUCAUAACAAAGAUGGCGGUAGAGUAUGUAUUGAAGAAGGAGCAUGUUUAAUGGCACCGGGUCCUGGGAGAAAUGUACUUUUAUCAGCGAAAAUUUUGUUAUUGUGCUGUGUGGACCACAAAGGAUGUAGCUGUUUUAAAAAUAGAAAGGGAUGAAUCCUGGGCCGCAAACAUCCCACUUUUAACACAAUUUUAUUUUAAUUAUAUUUUCCCCAAAAUAGUUGCAGGAGAAUUGUAG
Molecule: messenger RNA, 2412 nt
Organism: Pocillopora meandrina
Lineage: Eukaryota; Metazoa; Cnidaria; Anthozoa; Scleractinia; Pocilloporidae
Source: the annotation of a GenBank genome assembly